Molecule: messenger RNA, 968 nt
Organism: Rotaria sordida
Lineage: Eukaryota; Metazoa; Rotifera; Eurotatoria; Philodinida; Philodinidae
Source: the annotation of a GenBank genome assembly
GUUUAAAAAAAGAUAUUGAAGGAUUAAAAAAAGAAAUUCAAGAACGUGAUGAAACUAUUCAAGAUAAAGAAAAACGUAUUUAUGAAUUAAAACGUAAAAAUCAAGAAUUAGAAAAAUUUAAAUUUGUUCUUGAUUAUAAAAUUAAGGAACUUAAAAAACAAAUUGAACCACGUGAAAUUGAAAUAAAAGAAAUGAAAGAACAAAUAACAAAUAUGGAAGCUGAACUUGAACGAUUAAGCAAGAGUAAUGAUGAAGAAAAAUUAAAGAAUGAAGAAUUACGUACAAAAUUAAAUGCAUCAGCUUUAGCUUUACAACAAGAAAAACAAUUAAAACGAGAUUCUGAAUUAGCAUUAAAACGUAUUAAAACUGAUAUACAUAAUUGUUCAGCUCUAAUUACUGAACCAAAAUUAUUAACACAACGUGUCGCUGAAAUCUAUGCUCAAUAUGUUCGUGACGAUGCAACUGAAGAAGCAACUAUUGAUCAAGAUAUAACAAAAGAAUAUGCUCGACAACGAGAUCAUCUUGAACGAACAGUUCGAAGUCUUAAGGGUAAAGUUGAUAAAGAUUCUGAUCGACAUAAAAUGGAAAAUAUCCGUAUAAUGCAGGAAAAUGUAACAUUAAUUAAAGAAAUCAAUGAUUUACGACGUGAAUUAAAAACAUCUCGUGUUAAAUUACAAGAUUUACAAACAGCUAUGGGUAUAAGUCGUAAAACAGCAGCACGUACAACAGAAGAAAUUGUUCAAGCAUUAAAUACACAUCAAAAUAAUCAUCUAGUUCAAGAAAAACACACUGAAUUAGAAAAUUUAAUUCAUCGUCAACGAAGUGAAAUUCAACGGCUUAAUGAACAAAUUGCAAAUAUUGAAUCAAGUGUUGGUCGUACUGGUACAGCUGGCGGUGGUGGUGGUGGUCGAUCUCGUCCAUCAUCUGGACAAUUACCACCAAUUACAUCAGCAUUAACUGCUCAUUAA